Molecule: messenger RNA, 1530 nt
Organism: Necator americanus (New World hookworm)
Lineage: Eukaryota; Metazoa; Nematoda; Chromadorea; Rhabditida; Ancylostomatidae
Exons: 3
Coding region: 1-1530 (509 amino acids)
Source: RefSeq, a predicted model, not a curated record
AUGAGAGCAGAGAAAGCCGCCAAGUUCAGAGAGAGAAAUCCCAGGACUACCAUCAACUGGGAUCUCUUCGCUAUGUUAGCCGGCUUUUGGGAAGAUUCCGCAAUGGACAACAUCGACGAGGAAUAUGACCGGCUCGUUGAACACCUUCACGACUGCGCGAAGAAGGCUGAGAGUUCUAAAACCACCAAGAGAUGCCUGUCUCUUGAAACUCUUGAGCUGAUACGCCAGCGUCGAGCAGCACGAGCCGCAGGGAACCAAAAACUCACGUCCGAGCUCGCAAGGCUUUGCAGAGAGGCGAUAAAGGAAGACCUUAAAGAGAGAAGAGCAGAAGUGCUGGCUGAAGCUGCAGAGGCGGGGAAAAGCAUCCGCUAUGCCCGUCGAGACUUCGCCAGUCGCAAGACGAGGAUGACUGCUCUCCGGAACCCAAAGGGAACAGCCAUUGCAUCGAGAAGGGGGAUGGAGAAAAUCAUCUACGACUUCUACUCUGAUCUCUUCGACAGCCAUGUCCACUUACCUCCUCACCAUCUGAAAGAAGAUGGACAAGUCAUUCCAGAGGUUCUCCCGUCCGAAAUACGACAUGCUAUCAUAGAUUUCCGCCAGUACACAUCAACAUCCUGGCGAGGCUCUUUACACGUUAUCUGUCGGAAUGCAAGGUUCCUAAACACCAGCAAGACCGUGUUGUUGUAUAAAACGGGAGAUCCACAUGACAUCGGCAACUAUCGCCCAAUCUGCCUACUGUCCGUCAUCUACAAGCUCUUUACAAGAGUAAUCCCUAAUACGAUUGAAAAAGUCUUGGAUGAAGGACAGCCAUGCGAGCAAACAGGGUUUCGAAAAGGAUUCAGCACGAUUUACCACAUUCACACUGUUUCGAAACUCAUCGAGGUAUCACGAGAGUACAAGAUGCCGCUCUGUCUCACCUUCAUCGACUUAAAGAAGGCCUUCGACUCAGUUGAGACGGAAGCGGUCGUGGAAGCCUUGCACAACCGUCGGCGUCCCUACUCAGUACAUAAAGAACGCAAUGCGAAGUUGGAAUGGGACGACAUGGGAGUGAAAGUCGACCGUCGGCAGCUACACCAUUUGCGCUUUCCUGAUGACAUCGUACUGAUAACACAUAGCAUCAGCCAAGCGGAAAGAAUGCUGACCGAAUUCGACGAAACAUGUGGAUGCAUCGGUCUUCGGCUGAAUCUAGACAAGACGAUGUUCAUGCGGAACGGAUGGGUUUCGGAUGCCCCAUUCACGCUCAACGGAACGAAUAUAUCCGAAUGCACCAGCUACGUUUAUCUGGGUCGGGAACUGAACAUGAUGAACGACCUGACCUCCGAGCUGGGCAGGAGGAGACGAGCGGCUUGGGGAGCGUACAAGAGCAUCGAGGAUGUAAUGAAGAAGACCUAUGCUUCGGAAGCCUGGGCAUUUCGCAAACAGGAAGAAAACGCGGUGAGCGUCAUUGAACGCGCAAUUGAGAGAGUGAUGCUAGGAGUAUCCCGCUUCACGCAAGUCAGGGACGGGAUUCGAAGUCCUCUCCUACGUUAG